UAGUGUCGUCGCCGGCCGCUCCGCGCUUCGCUGCGACAAAACUCGCGUGGCGGUGAACAGUGCGCGCGCGCCUCACGCAGCCUCUCAAACCUUAUCGGGACGCUAUCAGUGACUGUGAUUGUGAAGUAAAACCCUAUCGAUUACAUAAAUAUUACGAAAGGAUUUAUAAUUUUUAUCAAUGUUUACACAUAGUUUAUGAAGAAAUGGUUGAUCAAUAUUCGGAGUGAUUAUAAUUUUUGUAAAGUCACUUUUUUAAAAUGGUAUCUUUGUAGAUACACUGCAGUCAAUUUCAUCAAUUUUAUAAUAUAAUAUUAUGAUCAUUUGUAAUGAGUAACGUCAAAAUAGUACUCGGUGAGUGAUACAAACAAACAUGGUGAUGGGAACACGUUAAAAGUGAAAACAAAAUGGCGACACAAGGUGAUAACGUGCCCAUACUGAAUGGAGACAAUAAAACGAAACUGGACCAAAUCAACGAAUGUACAGAUGAGAAGCAUUCAGAUAAUGUCGUAGUGACAGAUAUGGAUAGCGGCAAAGAUACACUGAACGGUGGUAACGAGAGUUUAAGUAAACAAAAUGAGAACGGGAUCAAAGUGGAGUCGUCAAAGGAUCUGCUGGUGGUGGCGAGAGGAGAGCCGAGGAAGUCCUUCAUGGAGGAGGAGUGCGCUAAGGAGAAGACGAGGCUGUCGCUCCUCAAGCAGUGCUCUGCUAUACUGAAGCAGAGCGACGAGAGGUACACCAAGGAGACGCUGCAUCGCACGUUUCAAGAUGAGGACCUGCUGGAGAGGAUCUUCAGGCUGUUCGACGCGGACAGGAAGGAUUACCUGGUGCAGGACGACUGGCUCGAGUUCCUCAAGCAGCGCCUCACUGACGAGAAGCAGCUGGAGCUGGUGGAGCAGGUGGAGAGCGUGGCGUACGUGGUGUGCGGCCACGGACACAUCACGCCGCACGCCUUCCGCACAGUGCUGCAGAACAAAGUGGUAACAAACAAGCUGUUGAAAGUGGUGGACAAGGACGGCGACGGCUGCGUCACCGCCGACGAGAUCAUGGAGUUCCUCUCGAUGGUCACCAGCAGCAGACCUCAGGCCGGCUUCGACAAGAGCAGCGUGGACCGGCUGGAGCAGCUGUUCCGGCAGACCGUCGGCGACCAGAAGGAGAUCACCAAGGAACAGUUCAGAAACAUCGUCGACUCCAAAAAUUCGUUCUUCACGGAGCGCGUGUUUCAAAUAUUCGACGAGGACAACUCGGGCGCGAUCUCGCUGCAGGAGUUCAUCGCGGCCGCGCACCGGUUCGCGGGACACUCGCCCGACGACAAGAUACGGUUCCUGUUCGAGGUCUACGACAUGGACGGCGACGGUCUGAUCCAGCACCGCGAGCUGCAGCACGUGAUGUGGGCGUGCAUGGAGGAGAACGGCAUGCAGUUCAGCGACGAGCAGCUGCAGCAGCUCACGCGCGCCAUGUUCGAGGACGCGGACACCGAGCACCGCGGCGCCAUCACCUACGAGGCGCUGCGGCACCAGCUCACCAAGCACGACGGCCUCCUCGAGAACCUCUCCAUCAGCAUAGAUCGGUGGCUGGUGCCACCGAAACCGGAGCCAGAAAGGAUAUCUCUGUGGCAGCGCCUGCAGAAGCUGAAGCCGUACCAGCUGUCGGUGCCGUACUUCAAGAACAACUACGUGUUCCUCAUCUAUCUGCUGCUGUUCACGCUCGUCAACGUGGGCCUGUUCGUGAGCAGGCUGUACGAGUACUGGGACGCUGGUGUCUUCACCAUGCUGGCUCGGGCUUGCGGUCAGUGCUUGAACUUCAACUGCGCGUGGGUGCUGGUGCUGAUGCUGCGGCGCUGCAUGACGCAGUUGCGGGUGCGCGGCGCGGGCGCGCUGCUGCCGCUCGACCAUCACAUCUACCUCCACAAGCUCACCGGCGUCCUCAUCGUGCUGUACAGCCUCUUGCACACCGUCAUGCACCUCUGUAACUUCAGUCUAGUAGUGGUCAACGAUACAAAUAUAAACGCGAACAACUUCACAUUGUACGAGUGGCUGCUGACGGAGCGGCCGCGCCGCUUCGGGCUGGUGGAGGGGUGCGCCAACCCCACCGGCCUCGCCCUCCUCCUCAUACUGCUCGUCAUGUACGUCUGCAGCCAGCCCUUCAUACGCCGCGGAGGCAGCUUCGAGGUAUUUUACUGGACUCACUUGCUGUACGUGCCGUUCUGGCUGCUGCUGAUAUUCCACGGACCUAACUUCUGGAAGUGGUUCGUGGUGCCCGGCACCAUCUACAUAGCAGAGAGAAUUAUCAGACUCGCUUGGCUGAGGUCGGAGCGCGGCAACACGUACGUGUCGUCGGGUAUCCUGCUGCCGUCGCGGGUGACGCACCUGGUGGUGAAGCGGCCGCCGCUGUUCGACUUCCACGCGGGCGACUACGUGUUCAUCAACAUACCGGCCAUCGCCACCUACGAGUGGCACCCCUUCACCAUCAGCAGCGCGCCCGACCAGCCCGACUACAUCUGGCUGCACAUCCGCGGCGUGGGCGAGUGGACCAACCGGCUGUACUCGUACUUCGAGCGCGAGCACGCGCGCCUGCACGCGCCGCCCGCCACCGCCGCCACCGCCGCCACCGCCGCCACCACGCCCGACGACCGCAAUCACAGCCCCUUCGACCGCAGCAUCUCCUGCGAGAGCAGACGCAGCAGCCGCAGCCGGCGCUCCGCCGCCAGCGGCAAGAAGCGCUCCGUCGACUUCGCCCCCGUCGGACACACCAACGACGCCUUCGAUGGGGACGUGACCGACAAUGGGGAAGUUAAAUCGCCGACCACUGUUCCAGUUCCCUUCCGCGGCUCCUCGCUGCUGACUCCGCUGCGCUUUCACAAGACGCACUCCAUGCCGAACGUCUUCAACACUACUAUCAAGAAACAACGGCAAAUUGCUCUCCGGGACUACAUGCGGUCGGAGUCUGAGAGCCGGUUCGGUCCGUGCUCGCCGGCGGCAGGGGUGGGGGCGGGCGGUGCGGCGGGCGGUGCGGGGGGUGCGGGGGGUGCGCGGGGCGCGGGCCGCGGGGCGCUGCACAACCGCGCGCUGGCGCACAGCUUCCGGUACAUGCGCAACAAGCCCGCCGUCGUCGCCUUCAAGACGCCCAGCUACGAGGACUGCGAGCGCCGCCGCAGCAACGACAGCAUACUCACCAUCGCUAGACGGCGCUUGUCGAAAAGUCUGUCUCCCGACAAAGACAUAGAAGCGGAGAAGCCAUCCUCCGAGGUGGUCGCCUCGACGGACACGGUGGACGGCGAAUUUGCCGACUACCCCAUUGGCAAACCUUUGGAAGUGUUCCUGGACGGCCCGUACGGCGCGGCGUCGUCGCACAUCUUCCGCGCGCAGCACGCGGCGCUGAUCGCGGCGGGCAUCGGCGUGACGCCGUUCGCGUCCAUCCUGCAGUCCAUCAUGUACCGCUACUGGAGCGCGCGCCGCCACUGCCCGCGCUGCCUCCACUCCUGGGCCUCCGACCUGCCGCACCACAACAUGACCCUCAACAAGGUGGACUUCUUCUGGAUAAACCGCGAGCAGCGUUCGUUCGAGUGGUUCGUGUCGCUACUGUCGCAGCUGGAGAUGGAGCAGGCGGAGCAGGGCGGCGCCGAGCGGUUCCUGGACAUGCACAUGUACAUCACCUCCGCCCUGCAGCGCUCAGACAUGAAGGCAGUCGGCCUGCAGCUCGCACUAGACCUCCUACACGAGAAGGAGAAACGCGACUUGAUCACUGGUCUGAAGACGCGGACGAACGCGGGCCGCCCCAACUGGGACAAGGUGUUCAAGCAGCUGCAGGAGCAGCACAAGGGCAAGGUGACGGUGUUCUACUGCGGCCCGCCGCAGCUGGCGCGCGCGCUGCGACUCAAGUGCGACCAGUUCGGGUUCCACUUCCGCAAGGAGGUGUUCUGAAACCACCUACCCACCCACCUCCAGCACACCUCCAUAAUAUUGUUAUUGUCGCGGAAUGAUGGAUUUAGGACAAUGAACAAAGAGCAUAUAGAAUACAUAAACAGUUAUUGUAGACAAAGACCCCAAAAAGUACAAUAUAACACUUUAUUUGGCUAUAUAUAUA
Achroia grisella is the source of this 4083-nucleotide messenger RNA. It is a transcript of the gene Nox, whose product is annotated as NADPH oxidase 5-like. Bases 405 to 3920 code for a protein of 1171 amino acids. Gene Ontology annotation, biological process: defense response; superoxide anion generation. The transcript is spliced from 21 exons. Lineage: Eukaryota; Metazoa; Arthropoda; Insecta; Lepidoptera; Pyralidae. Gene Ontology annotation, cellular component: NADPH oxidase complex; plasma membrane. The record is from RefSeq and is a predicted model, not a curated record. Gene Ontology annotation, molecular function: calcium ion binding; superoxide-generating NAD(P)H oxidase activity.